AUGCAAGGCAUGGUUGGAUCAGGGAGGUCUUCAAUAGCUGCCGUGGCAGAGCUGUCACGGGCCAACGUUGCAGACAUGGGCAAGUCUGUGCCUCAAGCUGUAGCGGCCUUGGCUAGUUUAGGCUCUUGGGGCAACAACGCCUCAAACUCAGAAAGGGACAUGCACCGUUGGGUCCGGAACCUGUACCAAUUUGGCUUGGAGACGUAUGAUGUCAAGACAGCAGCGCAUAAAGCUGUUGCUGAAAUCGUGAUCUGGUCAAUGCGGCAUGCCUUGACUGGCGUAUUUCCAAGGCUAGGUGCUUUUGAAGAGCCUUUGACUGGACAUCGCGCCACCUUGUGUGGGAAACAAGUGGCCAAUGGAUUCAGGUUCGCCUAUUUUGGAUUUAAGUCAGACUGCAAAACUGGUCUACAAGGCCCUUGCAAAACAUUCACUCCUUCAAACACAGGUUUGGACAGCACCGAUUACCCUGAGCUUGGAAGCGUCUUCAAGGCUGCUGCUAUGAAAACGGUGAUUUCCUUCUUUGCGACAUAUGCCCAAGAGAUUUCAGUUGCACACGCUGAGGCCAGGUGA
This is a messenger RNA of Durusdinium trenchii, 570 nucleotides long. Lineage: Eukaryota; Dinophyceae; Suessiales; Symbiodiniaceae. The record is from the annotation of a GenBank genome assembly.